CGGCACCAGGGGAAACUAAAAAGAAAAGUGCCCACACUGGAACCCUGCAUCUAAAGCCCUUUGAAUUCUGGGGCUGGGAUUCGCGAAAAGCCAGCUCUCUCUGAGGUCCCUUCUAAUCCUAUUAGGGGAAUUUGACGGAGGGGAGUCUUACGAUCCCGCUCUCCUCAUGUUUUAAACACUGCCAGCGUGCACCCUCCAGCUCAAAAGGGCACAGGACCAAAGGGACUAGUUCUAUAAUUUGCCUCAAUCCGCAGCUAAAGCUGCAGCCUGGAUCUCCCAGCUUCCUCGAGAGGAAGGAUUGCCUUGACGAAGGUCCCAAGGCACGGAGGGCUCUGUGGCAGAGGGGGGAAUGAACCCAGGCAUCGGUGCCCAGUUCAGUUCUCCCCCCGCCCCGCCUUGUCCAGCUCAGGUCAAGUAGGUCGGGGCAGGACUUCUGCUACCGCCCGCGGCGCCUCAGGCUACAGGCGGGCCGUGCAUGGGCCGCCGCCACAAGGGAAGGAGAAGGGGGCGUUGAGCUGGGAGGCCAGCAGGCAGACGCUCGUUACUCCUCCCCUCAGCCAGGCAAGGGGCGUCUCUGGCGAACGGAGGCCGGGGCUCUGGGGCGCUCCCCCCGCCUCGCUUGAAAAACAAUCACACACCGACCCACCACCGAGCAGCGGCUGCCGUCUGUCCCCCGGAGGCAGGAUCCAUGGUUCCCGCAAGCGGUUGUAGCUUCCUGGCCCUCAGCGUCCUGCUCCUGCAGGCCGGCGCUUUGGGUGAAUAUUGUAGGGAAUAUACAGAUUCUGAUGGACGCACAUAUUCUGAAAAAUCCUGCCCACAGUUCUGCUGUGGAAACUGCAUCAGCCGAUAUUGCUGCUUGGAUAGGUCAUAUAAAUUUGGAGAAGAUGAACAAUUUAUGUGUAAUGUGCUGGACGACAGGACAUAUCAACCCGUCAAGGAAGAAACGUUGAAGUUGCGUUCACACUUUGAUGAUGACUGGGGACCCGGACCCAGUUUUGGGACCUUUGUGGCUAUAGGGGUCACCAUCUUUGUGGUGUUCGUAGUCACUGUCAUUCUGUGCUUCACCUGUUCAUGCUGCUGCUUGUAUAAAAUGUGUCGGAGGCAACAGCCUGUAGUGACCACCACAACUUCCACCACAGUGGUCCAUGCACCAUAUCCCCAGCAGCCCGGGAUACCACCUGGUUACCCAGGGGCACCCUAUCAAGGAUAUCAUCCUGUACCAGUCCAGCCACAACAUGGAAUGCCAGCAGCACCUUACCCAACACAGUAUCCUCCACCUUAUCCAACGCAACCUUCAGGACCACCAGCCUACUCUGAGACAGUGGCAGUUGGUGCUGGAGCGCCCUACCCAGUCAAUCAACCCCCGUACAAUCCUGCUUACAUGGACCCUCAGAAGCCCACCUAUUGAAUGGAUUUUCUAUUAUGCCUCUGUGCAAAACUUUUUUGUAAAGUAUAACGUGUGCUGUUUAAACCAUACAGCUGUAGCACAUUUUCGUAAAAUGCAGCAGUCCCUCGUCCCUCUGUAAAGAGAGAAAUCUAAAUCAGUAGCUUUUUAAAAUACACUGAGCUCAGCAAGAAAAAGAAUUAUCACUUGAAGUUCACUCCAUACCUCAGGCAAAUACAACAGGAGAAACUUGCUCAAAUUCCAGUGACAAAAGGGUGAAAAGGGAAUAGUUCAGAUAUAAGAAGCAUGGUAAUGUGUAUUGUGCAAUAAUUUGAAGGGUGGGUUCAAAAAGAAUGAUCAGAAAUAAGUUAAACAGUCGUAAGCACCCAAAGCUGUAGCAUUCAUGUGCAUAUUAUUAAAAUAUAAGAACCUAACUGUCAGAAAACUUUAGUAAAAUUUGAUCUUCCUGUUUUCAAGUUAACAUGAUGAAUUAAGCUACACUUAACUUAGUGAUUUUAAAAGGGAAAUUUCCUUUGCUGGAAUAGAAUUGUCUUCAGAAAGGGAUAGUGGAACAUGUUCUUAUAGCUUUUUUUCCACACUGGUUGCAUUUAUUUUGUGCCCAUAAGGCAUGCGCUUGAUCUAUUCCUUUCCAAUUUUAAAACUCAAAACGUGUCAAGUCAUUAGGUGUCUUUUCACUUCCUUUGUUUAAUUCUCUGUUAUCCCUGGCAAAAAACAAACAAACCAACCCUCCAUUGUUCAAUUAAAUAAACAUGUCAAAAAGCUGAAAACCUAAGAACGCUGCAUGAGAAUUUUUGCUUCAUUAUUGCAAGUUUUGACUACGUUUUGAUGAUGAUGGAAAAAAAUUUCACCUUGACGGAACCAAGCAUUGUCCCUGUGAUGAAAACACUGCUUCUCAAACUUGCAGAAGAACAGUCUGGCCCAGUGCUAAAUCCUGCUCACUUAAGAGAAAGGGAGAUGUGCCUCAUGUGCCUGCCAGCAAGAUCAAGCCCUGGACAUCUUGAGUGUGGUUUUUUACACUAAGAUAGGAACUUUAUAAGGAAGACGCCUCUUCCAAUAAAAUUAAAUCUUGACUUAAAAAAUACUGGGGAAAAAAAAAUCUCAACAUGCUGUACAGCAAAGACCAAAUCCUGCUAUCCUCCCAAUUUCCACGGAGUGUAAUGGGAGUUUGGACUAAGUAAAGAUGGCAGGAUUUGGCCCUAGAGAUGCAAAGGAGCUUACUUCAGGGAAAAUUGCACAUGUACAGGGAGAAAAAUUGUCUAUCAUAAGUGUCUUGUUAAAAUGUUGACUUUUAUAACCCAUCGUAAUUGUGACCAGUCACAGCAUUACUUUCAAUUUUAGAAUUUAUUUACCAAACCAGUCACAAUUUUAGACACACUGCACAAUCUGAUUUUUUCAAAAGCCCUCAACAACUCUUCUCUAAAAUUGAAAUAGGCUUUUAUUGUCCAGUGAUGAAACUAAUCAAUUAACUGUUACUUCAGUGGAGCUGAACUGAUGGAAUAUUAUGACAUUACUCUCAUUCUGGUUUCAUUUGUUUAGAGAUGUUUACAAGCUGCUUGUUUUGGGGUCCUGUACUUGUGAUAGGUUAAAUAUAAAUAUAUAUCAAGUUUGUUUGUACAGACAUGACCUUGUCACUGAUAGUGUUGUUUAUCUUGCCUCUAACUGCAGAAUUCCUGUGGCUGAAACUAACUUUCAAAAACAGCUUUGACUAUACUUCAACUUAGUAUCAGACAGUAGGAAUAGAAAUUAAAAGGCAGUCUAUGCUUGGAUUUUUCAACCUUCGUUUGAGAUGGCCUCCAGGGAAUUUCACAAACUUUCAGCAAGUGUCCAGCAUUCCGAUAGGAGACUCUGUGUCUGCCUUGUUACAUAGCACCAAGGGGAGCACUUGUGCUAAUAAUAUUAAAUGGGGCCAUGAAACAGGCACAAAGAGGGAGUUGAGUUAUACAGUGCACAGUGCAUUUUCUUCCCUGCUUCGCAACCAGAAGAUGGGGUAGCACCUCACUGUAAAUACUGCACUUUUGGAGCUGUGUGGGAACAGCUGGAGAGGAGGGGGAGACAAGCUGAGAAGUUUCUGCUGGGGUAUGUUCCUCUAGAAAUCCCGUAUGUCUUAUGCCAGAUAACACUUCAGAAAAUAAUUCCUUUUCUGUAGCUUCUACCAGUGUGGGUGGCUGGACGAUUAGGAGUGCAGAGGUGCAGUAGAGGGGACCAAGAUCAUCACAGAAACCAGAUUAGACAGCUGCCAGGGUAGAGGCUGAACAGAAAGGGGCAGCUAUUCAGCACAGAUGACCUGAGGCCCUCAGAGUUGGGGCUGGGAUUUUCCAUAGUAGUUUGGUUCUUUGAUUACAAAGCUGGGGCCUCUGCAUUUUUGUCCUUUCUUCUGCUUAAAGUGGUAACUCCAGUGAGGUGUGGUACAAUUUUGGACAUAACUAUUCCUCUUGGGCUUUCCCAUUUAAGGGAAGAGCAUGGCACAAGGUGAACUUUGUGUGUAGGCAUAUAUCCUGCCUAUGUGACUUACAAUCCCCUAGCCCUGAGAAAAUAGUCCAUAUACAGAGGAUCCAUAGUAGAGAUAUUGUAAACCAGAUACUGUACAAUGGACAGUCAGGAUAAUUUCAGGAUGGUGAGAGAGACAUGCUAUCUGAGGAUAGGAGAAUAUCAUGUGAUUAGGGGUAGGAUAAGAACUGCAUGUGUGGUAUCCUUUCCUCACUAUGUAUAUAUUAAUGGGAGCUGUAUGUUAGUAAUGAAGAAUUGCUUAAUGAAUUAAUUACUCCUGGAGCUGGACAGGGUGAAGGAGGAGGAAAUGGGUGCAGAUUUGUACAUUUUCCUGUUUCAUAGUGGAAGUACUUAACUCAAUUUCUCAUUCUUAGUGUAUAGUGAGUAUUAAUCAUAGCUAAAAGAUGGACAUUGGACCAAAAUCUGUUGUUUCCAUGUAACCCAGUGAAUUCUGUUUCUAUGUAACUCAUGUAGUUAUGUUAAUGGUGGGUGUAAUUAAGAGCAGAAAGUCUUAUUUUAUGCAUUGAUAACACGUUAGUCAAAAGUAGCUUAUAUAUUGCAAAUGUAAAACUGAUAGUGUUAAGGGAGAGGGGGGAAUGGAAUUCAAACUUUACAUGUUUCAAAAGUUGUGUUUUUAUAAACUCUGUAAGUGCCUUUAUUUCAAAAAGUAGUGAAUUAAAUACAGUAGAAUAUUCUGUUGUACUAAUAUACCAUAUAAUUUAGGGUUUUUUCUCAAUUAUAACCUUGCUUUGUAAGUAGUUUGUAGUUACACGUGAGAAGUAUUCAGAAGAACUGGCAUAAAGUCUGUACAUCUAUUUAUAAUAAAUGCAAAUGUCUGAAGUA
Molecule: messenger RNA, 4735 nt
Organism: Chelonia mydas (Green sea turtle)
Lineage: Eukaryota; Metazoa; Chordata; Testudines; Cheloniidae
Gene: SHISA5
Product: shisa family member 5
Exons: 6
Coding region: 689-1408 (239 amino acids)
Biological process (GO): positive regulation of canonical NF-kappaB signal transduction
Cellular component (GO): endoplasmic reticulum
Source: RefSeq, a predicted model, not a curated record